Messenger RNA from Bacillus rossius redtenbacheri, 366 nucleotides. RefSeq lists its product as uncharacterized. The record is from RefSeq and is a predicted model, not a curated record. The coding region runs from base 1 to 366 and encodes 121 amino acids. Lineage: Eukaryota; Metazoa; Arthropoda; Insecta; Phasmatodea; Bacillidae. The transcript has 3 exons.
AUGCAUUGCUCGGCCAGCGUGCCGCAGCGGCUGGCGGGCGUGUUCCGGCCUCCGGAGGACUGCGCCGUGUGCCGCGGCCUGCGCCAGAUCGACAGAGUCGCCAACACCUCGUGGGCGGCGCUGCGGCAGAGGUACACGUCUCCCGGCCGGCCCGUGGUGGUGACCGACGCGACGCGCAACUGGACGGCGCAGCAAGUGUUCAGCUUCCGCUUCCUGGAGACGGUGCACGCGCAGUUCCCGCCGCCGGCCGACUGCCAGGCGCCCGCCGCCCCCGCCGCCCCCGCAGCAACCCCCGCCGCCAUCGGCGAGGACGACUUCAACGCCAGCUCGCGGCCGGGACUCGAGCCCUGGCACAUCAGCUGGUGA